Nomia melanderi (Alkali bee) is the source of this 4418-nucleotide messenger RNA. It is a transcript of the gene wit, whose product is annotated as kinase protein wishful thinking. NCBI's taxonomy places the organism in Eukaryota, Metazoa, Arthropoda, Insecta, Hymenoptera, Halictidae. Gene Ontology annotation, molecular function: transforming growth factor beta receptor activity; ATP binding. The record is from RefSeq and is a predicted model, not a curated record. Gene Ontology annotation, biological process: protein phosphorylation; cellular response to growth factor stimulus; BMP signaling pathway. Gene Ontology annotation, cellular component: signaling receptor complex; plasma membrane.
ACUGACGUUUUACGUUGUCUUUGGGAACACGUGAAUGAAUUACAAUUCAAUAGAUACGGUUUGUCUGUCAAAUAUCUGAAUUGUGACACGGUAUUUACUUUAAAAUUCUGUUAUAUUUGGUUACGGAUGUGUGCAAUGAUACCGUCGGUAUCAAAUUCAACUUCCCAAGAUUCUCGACUAAGAAACUCGAGAAACCUGUUCACAAAAAUCAUGCACCAUGCUUCCUUUUUCCACGCACUUCUAAUGUAUAUUGUAAUAUAUUAAUUUUAAUAUCAUUCCGAUAUUUCUGCGGCAUCAAUCUUUAAGAGACUGCAGCUCUGUGAUGUCAUAAUUGCCGCCGCUUUUAUUUUUUAUGCAAAGAUUUAAUUCACAAACAAUGUAAUCCAGUGAAUUUAUUAAUAGUCUCUCUCUGUUAAUAAGAUGAGCAAAGCCUACACAUGGCAGUAGUAUAUGUUGAUGUAAUCAAAGAUGCCACUUCUUAAGGACCAACGCUUCCGUUGAAGUGUUUGAGUUCAAGAGGCCUGCUAAGGCACAAUGAAAGCCAUUGUAUCAAUUACACUGGUCGUGCUACUGUGUGGGAUAAACUCAGCACCCAUUAAUGCCAUUCGAUUAUGUGCCAGCAGAAAGAAAAAUAUUGAAAAUCUUUCUUUAAAACAACAUAUACCCAGUGUACCUGAAAAUAUACCCAAUAACAGUAAUGUAGCUCAUACCAUAACUGAUGAUAAUAUUAAAUUUGAGGAGUGUACCAACUUUUGUCAUGCACUAUGGCAAGAAGAAAAGACUGCAAAUGGAACAGAAAUAAUCAUUUUAUCCCAAGGUUGUUGGAAACAGUCUGGUGAACAAAAAUGUGAAACUUCAGAAUGUAUUGCUCUUCAACGUUCUACCAAAGCAUUGAACAAUACAAAAUUUUGUUGUUGUCAUGGAGAUUAUUGUAAUCUGAAUAUUAAUAGUACUAAUCUUCUAUAUUCUGAAAAUAAAGUGCAUAAUUCUAUUACUACAGAAAAUAAUCAACCAACAACUGAAUAUUUGGAACAAUUAGAUUCUGGAAGAUGGAUGAUUAUCAUAACAAGUGUCCUAGUUUGCAUAUUAUUAGUGAUAUGCAUUUUAGCAUUAAUGAUAUAUCGUAUGUACCAUAUGAAUAUGUUAGCAAGAUUAGGGAAACCACUUUCUUACACAGAUCAGUUUUUGGACAGUACAGCACUAAGAACUGGUACUUAUACAGUGGAUCAUUUGAAACUUACAACGAUUGUGGGACAAGGAAGAUAUGGUUCAGUGUGGCAAGGUAGUAUGGGAGAUCAAGAUGUUGCUGUAAAAAUAUUUCCUUCUCAUUAUCGUAAUUAUUUUCAAAAUGAACGAGAUACUUACUGCCUCCCAUUCAUGGAACACCCAUCUUUACUAAGCUAUUAUGGUGUGGAUGAAAGAGUAAGCAUGGAAGGCAGCGUUGAAUAUCUUUUGGUACUUAGUUUUGCACCAGGUGGUACUUUGACUGAUUUCUUAAGAACUCGUACAGUUGAUUGGCCCACAUUUUGUAAAAUGGGUCUCUCUAUGGUAAAAGGACUUGCUUACUUACAUACUGAUAUACAUAAAAGUGAUAAGUUUAAGCCUUGUAUCGCGCAUAGAGAUAUUAAUUCACGGAAUAUAUUAAUCAAAGCCGAUGGUACUUGUUGUAUUUGUGACCUGGGGUUGGCAGUUCAAAUCUCUGGUUCUAAAUACUAUUCCAAUGGAGAGGAGCAACAUGCGGAAAUAAAAUCAAUCAACGAUGUCGGCACUUUAAGAUACAUGGCCCCGGAAGUAUUAGAAGGUGCUGUUAAUUUACGAGAUUGUGAAAGCUCUUUAAAACAAAUAGAUGUUUACGCAAUGGGUUUAGUAUUAUGGGAAUUAGUUUCACGAUGUUCCGACAUCUAUAUGCCAGGCUCAGAAAUACCUAUAUACAGACAACCGUACGAAAAAGAAAUUGGACUUCACCCGACAUUCGAACAAAUGCAAGUGUUGGUAUCUCGUAAUAAAGCUAGACCUUUAUUAGAGGGUAGUUUAGUGGACAGACCCGGAGUACGUUUGAUUAGGGAAACGAUGGAAGAUUGCUGGGAUGCAGAUGCAGAAGCUAGAUUAACUGCUUUAUGUAUAGAAGAACGUCUUUCGGAGCUACAAUCUCAUCGUGUGACCAUGCACUUCACCGAUGGGAGUCCAAUGGUUAAUUCCCAUUGCACCUUAGUGCCUUCAACUACGAACAGUCUUUACAGCGAAACUUCUCAUCACGAUAACGUUCACGUCGGUCACCUGUCAUUGCACAUGGUACAAGAUAGUACAAGUAACGAUGGUAUUGUUGAAAAUUUAGUAACAUUAUCACCUUCGGAAAGCAUUGUUCACGAACAUAGUUUUAAAAAUUCAAAUGAAGUCGCAAUAUACAAUCAUGCUCAGACACUUCAACCUUAUCAAGGACGUAAUCCUUGCAUGGAAAGAAAUUUAAUGUUACAGUCGGACUCGUUCGAAGAGUUAGGGUGUAACGGCAAUGUACUCGUUGACAAAUCUAUGAAACAUGCAUGUAACGAUCAAUACAAAAUUGUAUCUGAAGCGCAAGGGCUCGUUUCUCAUGAUUACUUGAGUCAACACACAACGCAAAUGACACAGCUGAGACCAGCAACGCCUAUACCAUACGUUCAAAAUGUUAUCUCUGAUGAUGGUACCACAUCGUACGGUAAACGCAAACAAACAAAUGUGCAUGAAGUUUGUGCUCAAGAGAGCCCUAGGAAGAAAUUGUUUGGAUGGCCGAAUCUUAAAAAGUUACUCGUAAAUAAAAAGAUGUACACUUACAAUAAAUACCAAAUAGACAGAGAAGAUUCUAAAUCGAAUUUACUAUCCAAACAAAACGUGCAAAUCAAAACAGUUGAAACGAACGUAACGAUAUCACCUGGAGGAAAGUAUGUGAAUGGUAUUAUCACUAAGGCACCGGCAUCGACCAUUCCAUUAGAUAAAAAUGAUAAAAAUGCUGUACAAGUUGGAAAACAAAAACUAGAUAAUGAUAAUAAUACGAAUACUCGACCGUCUAGUCUGCCUCUUGUCAAUUUAAGAAAUAAAAAAAGCGAAAACAAUCUCAGUAGACAGGAGAGUAUCGAUAAAUUCAACGAAGUUUUUAACGUCGGAUCUAACGUAAACGUAUUAAAGGAUCCACAUAUGAGAAUAAAGACGCCAGGGGACUUACCACCCUCUGUAAGAAAGAUUCGUGGUCGUGGGCAAUCAACCGCAAGAUUUUCUCUCUACGACGAUCGAAUGAUGUGCAAUAUUUUAAGCGAGGAGGACGACCGUAGCGAUAAAGCCAUUUGGAAUUCUGUACCGUUCGGUAUGGAUUUCGGCGACAACGAUGACAAACAUUCGCCGACUAAACUUAGUACCAAAAAUGUUACUUGCUUUUAAUCGGAUAUAAUAUUAAUGUAUUUGUAAAGGUCAUUAACUCUAAGUAUAGUAACGGCUGUAGUUUAACUUCAGCAUAAAUAUAUGUAUGUACAGAAAAGAAAAUUUAUAAGAAUAAGACAGAUUUUAUACUCUUUACGAAAACACAUUAUCAACAUUCAAGUAUUGAAACAAAUAAAAAGAAUAAUGAAACGUAAAAAAACGCAGCAUGUACUGGAAUAUCAUUAAGGCAUUGAAGGGGGUAUUCCAUGUAUUGUAUUAAUUAUUUAACCCUUGCAAAUAUAUUUUGUGCUUAUACGAUCUUUUAAUUCAAAAUCAGAACAUGCUUAAGAGAACUGCGUUAAUCUUGUGUAAUUAGGAAGCUACUUAUGAAUAUUGUAUUAGUGUCACUCUUAAUAUUUUCUAUGUUCAAAUUAGUAACGUACAAUUCAUUAGAAACGCAUUUUGAUAAAUGUAAUGAAUGUAAAUCACGAUUCUCAUUGUGUGCAUGUAUUUAAAUCGGAUAUUCAUGGUCCAUUGAAUUACGCACGAUUGAUCAAAGACAAUCAGUGUUGUUAUUUAUUAAAACGUAAAUUAUUAGUAUCAUUCGCGAUAUUUAAUUAUUUUCUUCAUAGUCCUUUGAAUUUACUUUGAUAAAGUGUAUAAUGUAUCUCUAAACUUGUACCUUUGAGCCUAACAAAAAAAAAAUUAUUAAUAUUGUUAAAAUAAUGUUUAUACCGAUUUAUAUGUUUUAUAGACAAUUAUUUUUUAAAUACAUUUAGAUACUUGAUUAGUUUUUUAGGGAGAAGGUAAUUAUGACAUUUGUAAUACAUUAAGUCGUGCAUUGGAUAUAAUGACAAUUUUUAUUGAAAAAAAAAGAAUGUAAAGAUGAAUUUUACACUUGAGCACAAAAUAUAAUUGUUUAAAUUCUAUAGUUUUACAUCCUGGCUUUGUAAGCUCAAUGUAAAUAUCUGUAGCAUAAAAAUUUAAUGUAUUCGUUAAAUAAGCUUGUUGUGUUUUAUUUUGUCAAG